This is a messenger RNA of Lingula anatina, 1273 nucleotides long. RefSeq lists its product as uncharacterized. The record is from RefSeq and is a predicted model, not a curated record. Gene Ontology annotation, molecular function: actin filament binding. Gene Ontology annotation, cellular component: cytoskeleton. NCBI's taxonomy places the organism in Eukaryota, Metazoa, Brachiopoda, Lingulata, Lingulida, Lingulidae.
AUCAAUAUGUGACCCCGAUAAGAGUAGGCCUACAGGUGUCCUCAUGAGGACAUGACCCUAUUAGGUCUAAGGUGAAUGACUGAUACACAUCCGCUGUUCUUUCUCAGAAAUUCAUUCUUCAAGCAGACUGACAAAUGUCUGCUGAUCUCAGUAUUUCAGCCGAUAUUUUGAAGAAAAUUCUGCAAGCAUACAAGGCGAAUACAAACCAUGCUUCGAAGAGCAAAUCUGCCACUCCUAAAAAAAUUGCCAUUAAGUUGGAAAUCCGGAGAAAGGCGUCUAAAGAGUUCUGCGGCUCUCUCCUCGGCUUACAUCACCAGUGCACAGGCCGCGAAUCGGCGGGCAAGAGUCGCCCUAGCUGCAGCAUACCGUGGCCUCGACAAGCUAGGUUUGAAUGAAGGAGUUUGUAAUCACCUAACUUUGAGGGCGCCUGCCGCCAAUGGAGAGGGCGAAGUGAUGUUGCUUAUUCCCUAUGGACUUCAUUGGUCUGAGGUGACGGCAUCUUCAUUGAUUGGUCUUGAUGAGAAUAACGCUGUGAUUGAAGGUGACGGACCAUCCGAGAUAUCCGCGGCUUCCAUACACCGGGGCAUUCACAACGCUAGAAGUGAAGAUGUCUCAUGUGUGAUGCACACACACAUGCCUUACGCCACCGCACUGUCGGUUUUACAUGAUCCCACUCUUCGCAUGUGUCACCAAAAUUCCCUCCGAUUCUACGAGAACAUUUCCUAUGACACGGACUACCAAGGUCUUGCUGAGAAUGUCGAUGAGGGAGACCGCAUGGCAAGGGCACUGGGCAAAAACGACGCCAUGAUAAUGAGGAGUCACGGGGUCAUGGUCGUAGGUCCAACUGUCGCUGCAGCCUUUGACACAAUUUACUACUUGGAGAGGGCCUGUCAAGUACAGGUUAUGGCAAUGUGGACGGGAGAACCACUAGUUGAAAUAGAAGAAGAAAUGUGCAAAAAAUCGAAGGCAGUCAUCGACUGUAUUAAAGAUGAGUAUUCAAGGGCUUACUUUGACAGCAUGCUGCGACGUUUACGUAAAGAAUGUCCAGAUUUUGAAAAUUGAAGAUAAAGCUUCUCGUUUUGCUUGACAACAGAAGCAACCGUGAUUCUGAAAAGCAACGUUACCACGACGACAAAAAGUAAACUAAUCAAUAUUAUUUGUGAUACAGUUUGUUGUAUUUAGUCCUUAUUAGCCCUUGUAGUCGAUUGCGGACUGUCUUGCAAACUGAAGGCGAUGUUUGAUUCACAACUAACCUGCAUGGUUUUGAACUUCU